Eruca vesicaria subsp. sativa (arugula) is the source of this 1815-nucleotide messenger RNA. The record is from the annotation of a GenBank genome assembly. Lineage: Eukaryota; Viridiplantae; Streptophyta; Magnoliopsida; Brassicales; Brassicaceae.
AUGAUACCAAGUUAUGAUCCAAACGAUACAGAGGCUGGUCUCAAGCUUCUUGAGGAUCUAACCACAAAUGCUGAUGCAAUUCAACAACAAGUUCUCCACCAAAUACUCUCUCAAAACUCAGAAACCGAAUAUCUCAGGUCGUUUCUUGACGAAGAAUCUUGCAAUAUUCAAGAAAAUUUCAAGAACAAAGCCCCUGUGGUAAAUUACGAAGACAUAAAGCCCUUCAUCCAACGAAUAUCUGAUGGCGACUCAUCCGAUAUCCUCUCUGCUCAACCCAUCACUGAGCUUCUCACAAGCUCGGGGACUUCGGGUGGAAAACCAAAAUUGAUGCCUUCAACAGCUGAAGAGUUGGAUAGAAAGACAUUUUUCUACAACAUGCUUGUGCCCGUCAUGAAUAAGUAUGUGAAUGGGCUUGAUGAAGGAAAAGGAAUGUACCUUCUGUUCAUAAAACCAGAAAUCAAGACUCCUUGUGGUCUACAGGCACGUCCUGUGUUGACCAGUUACUACAAAAGUGAGCAAUUCAAGAACAGGCCUUUCAACAAGUACAACGUCAUCACUAGUCCUAAUGAUGCCAUUCUUUGUGAAGACAGCAAGCAAAGCAUGUACUGUCAGCUUCUUUGCGGUUUAGUCCAGCGAUCUCAUGUCCUAAGACUCGGUGCUAUCUUCGCGUCUGCCUUUCUUCGUGCGGUCAAGUUCUUGGAAAAUCAUUUCACUGAGCUGUGUGCUGACAUUAGAACCGGUACUGUGGCUAGCUGGAUCACUGACUCUGGCUGUAGAGACUCGGUUUUGUCUAUCCUUAACGGUCCUAACCAAGAACUGGCUGAUGAGAUCGAGACUUUGUUCAAUGCGAAGUCGUGGGAAGGAAUCUUGAAGAGGGUUUGGCCUAAGACGAAGUACAUUGAGGUGAUUGUGACUGGAUCGAUGGCUCAGUAUAUUCCGACACUAGAGUUUUAUAGCGGUGGUUUGCCUUUGGUUUCGGUUAUGUAUGCUUCCUCUGAGUGUUUCUUUGGUCUCAACAUUAAUCCUCUGUGUAAGCCAUCCGAUGUUUCUUAUACACUUCUUCCUAACAUGGCUUACUUUGAGUUCUUGCCUGUUGAUGAUAAGUCUCAUGAAGAGACUCAACUUGAAUCGCGUUCUAGGGAUGAUGUUGCCCGUAUGGACAAAGAUCGUCUUGUCGAUCUUGUUAAUGUGGAAAUAGGACAGUACUAUGAACUCAUCAUCACCACAUUUGCAGGUUUAUACAGAUACAGAGUGGGAGAUAUCCUAAAGGUGACCAGUUUCCACAACAAGGCACCCCAAUUCAGUUUCGUGGAGAGAAGAAACGUUGUGUUAAGCAUCGACACAGACAAAACUAGCGAAGAUGAUCUCAUGAAGGCAGUGACACAAGCCAAACUCAACCAUCUCCAAGGUCUCUUGCUCACCGAGUACACUAGCUACGCGGACACGUCAUCGAUCCCAGGGCAUUACGUGCUCUUCUGGGAGCUGAAAUCACGUUACGACAAUGACCCACCAAAGCUAGACGAGAAGAUGAUGGAGGAUUGUUGCUCUGAAGUGGAGGAUUGUCUGGAUUACGUGUACAGGAGGUGCAGGAACAAAGAUAAAUCAAUAGGGCCAUUGGAGAUAAGAGUGGUGAGUUUGGGUACUUUUGAUGCCUUAAUGGACUUUAGCAUCUCCCAAGGAUCUUCAGUGAAUCAGUACAAGACACCAAGAUGUGUUAAAUCUGGAGGAGCUCUUCAGAUUCUUGAUUCCAGAGUUACUGGGAGGUUCUUUAGCAAGAGAGUUCCUCAGUGGGAGACACUUUGUUUAGGCUCUUAG